ACGAGUUUCUAUGUGGCGCUUGUUUUUUUUCAUAAGGCAGCUCAGAGCGGGGCGGGUACUUGAGCUGCUGUGCGGUCCAUUUCUCGGGGCUACGCCGGUGUUAAAAACUAGUAUAUAAAUAUAAAUAUCGUCGAUCAACGCAUGCGCGGUGGCGUUCACAAUGUGGCUGCCCGCAAGUAAACCUCUUCAACGUUGGUUCAAUCAACGGCACCGAGUUCUGACCUGUAAAGCAGUGUGUGUCCAGCAGUUGUGCAUUAGCAGCAGUCAGUUUACAGAGUCCUGCUAUGAUGGGCUGUAUCCCGGACACAUCCCCACCACCCCCAUCCAGAAAGCACUCUUGGCCGUCGGGUCAGGCGUGGCUGCACUACAAAACCCCUACAGACACGACAUGGUUGCAGUGCUCGGAGAGACGACGGGACACCUAGCGUUGAUUAAUCUCAGGGACAGGAUGCGAAAUGACCCUGAAGGCUACACCAUCCUGAUGGAACGACCCAGGAUCCGAUUAUCUACACUUGAUCUGAGCAAGAUGUCCUCACUGCCCGAUGGCUCCUUUGGGAGAGAAUACUUCCGUUUUCUAGAGGACAAUCAUGUCACUCCUGACUCAAGGGCAGAUGUGAAGUUUGUGGACAAUGAGGAGCUAGCUUAUGUCAUACAGAGAUACCGGGAGGUCCAUGACCUGUUGCACACCUUACUGGGCAUGCCCACAAAUAUGCUGGGCGAAGUGGCAGUGAAAUGGUUCGAAGCUGCUCAGACAGGGCUUCCCAUGUGCACUCUCGGAGCUGUGUUGGGGCCACUCCGGCUAAAUGCAAGCCGUUUACAGACUCUGUUCACGACUUUGGGGCCCUGGGCCCUGCUCAACGGGCGGCGGGCCCGCUGCGUCCUCAGCAUUUUCUAUGAGAGACGGUGGGAGCAGAGCCUCGAAGACCUGCGACAAGAGCUCAACAUCGAACCUCCUCCAAUCACGCCAAGUGCAUCCAAAAAGAGGAGCACCUGAGAGUAACUGUUCAGGAAUCACUAGACAAAAAAAGUCCUCAAAGAGAACUAACGAGAGUUGGAAGUGUGACAAUUUUAGAUAUUAAUUAGGAACUGAGGAAGUUUUAUUCUUGCCUAAACUUAGGUUUUGUUCCUUUUCACAUACCAUUCAUCAUUUUGGCUGAAGUUAUUUUAAGGAGAUGUUGGUGGAGAGCCGUUUUGGUUCAACAGGCCAUAUUUAUUCACUGUCUGAUAUUGAGAAUAUGUUUUUGUAUAAAGAUUAAAAAAUAAAAUACAAAAUGCCUUUGAUCAUCUAUGAAAUAUAACAUAAUGUUAAUGUCCAGGUGUAAAAAAAAAAAAUCAAUAUUCUUCUGACCACUUUAUGGUUAUUGGAGUCAUUGAAUGACUGAGAAACAGUAAAAUGUGAAGCAACAGUUGUACAAAUACUCGUGAGAAAGGAACAGAUGCUGCUGUUUAUCUUAUCUUUUGUCAGCGGGUGAAUAAAGCCUCUCCUUUUUACAGUAAA
Molecule: messenger RNA, 1498 nt
Organism: Solea senegalensis (Senegalese sole)
Lineage: Eukaryota; Metazoa; Chordata; Actinopteri; Pleuronectiformes; Soleidae
Gene: coq4
Product: coenzyme Q4 homolog (S. cerevisiae)
Exons: 7
Coding region: 161-994 (277 amino acids)
Biological process (GO): ubiquinone biosynthetic process
Cellular component (GO): mitochondrial inner membrane; mitochondrion
Source: RefSeq, a predicted model, not a curated record